AUCAAGCAGAGAUCAACUGUCAACGGCGAGUCGGCUACUUUUUCACCAGGACGAGACCUCCAUAACCUGGAAAGGCUGAAACAUCGAGUUACCGCUCAUCCUUUCCAAGCAGCGAACUUUGACAGAUUACUACAUAGUGAAGAAGCAGCUGGUGCAAUUCCUGUUGGUGGGAUGAAUAGCCCUGGAGCGCAGCUAGGAACGCCACAGAGCAAACAGGAAUCUAUUCACCCUGGUAGCUCUUUCUUAAAAGAAUGCUGCUCUGACAGUGACAGUCAUGUCCAUCCUGGCUCUGCAGCGACUGCUACUUGGACGGGACCUUCAUCAGAUGCCACUUUGCCAGGGACAGUUUCCCAUCCUCACCUGCUUCCUAUCCAGCCAGAGAUGGUGGACCCUCUGAACAUGGGAUUCCACUAUCCAUAUCAGCCCGCUCAAUGUCACCUGGCUUUUCCAGACUUCUUCCUGGAGCCCCAAUUCAGCCAGUAUCACUUCCUCAGUGGCCCUGCAUCUGCUCCACCAGACAGCAGUCAUCACAGUUCAGUUUCUGCUUCCUGGUUUACUGAGGAACCCAUUAUGUACAGCAUGAUGCUGGGUGACCAGCAAAACCCCAUUGCUGUGGACCAGCAGUUUCAGGAGGGACAGACAGAAGUCAUGUCUCACAUUAAUCAACAUGUGUUGUGUAAUGUUAAUCGUGAUGGACAGGGAGUACUGGUUAAUGCCUGUGAGCCAGGACCUGUGUUUCUUGCUGUGGAAUCUUCAUACAGAGAUGAGGGACUAACGCAAGGGACAGGUGUAAAUUUGUUGGGGACUUCCAGCCAGUUUCUCCAGUACCCCCAGACAGUUUACCCCCUGUCUGAGGGCAGAGAUCAGACAGUCAGCACGAAGCCUCAAGCCACAGGAAUUGUUGGAAUCAGGAAGCCAUGCCACUGCACCAGAUCCCAGUGUGUCAAGCUCUACUGCGAGUGUUUUGCCAGUGGAGUGAUGUGCAGCAACUGUGACUGCUCUAACUGCCACAACAACGCAGAGCAUGUAAUGACACGUCAGAAAGCAAUUAAGACUGUGAGUGGGGUGUCAAGAAAGGUCAAAGGCUGCAACUGUAAACGCUCUGGCUGCCUGAAGAACUACUGUGAAUGUUUUGAGGCCAACAUCAUGUGUACCUCCAGCUGUAAAUGUAUUGGCUGUGGGAACUAUGAUGACGGCUCACGAAAGAGAAACAAAGAAAAGACUGUCAACAUGACGGACAAAGGGCCUACGUCAGUGAUAACCACUGCUGUUGUGGAGGCUGUGUGUAACAAUCUACUGGCUCAGGCUGAGGAGGCUGAGAGGGAUGCCCAGAGCCCCACCCAGGCUGAGCACAUGGUCCUGGAUGAGUUUGGACAGUGUUUCUCACGGAUUGUCUCGGCCAUGUUCAAGAACAAUACCUUCUAACAAGUAUAUACUGUGGACACACCUUUGCUGUUAGUUUAUCUACAGUGGGUUUGGUCGAUUUACUACAUCUGUGUCUGCAUAUUUACGGGAUUUAAUGUUUAUUUUAGAUUUUAUAUUGCUCAUUUCUAAAGCACUACUGGUCAGUUAAGUGAUUUUCUGAAAAUGUUCUUCCAGACAUAUACAGACACACAAAUAUGAUUUGAGUUCUGUUAAUUUUAAUAUAUUGUCAAUACAAAUUGUAUACAUAUAAGUUUUCGUGUAAGAUUUCUUUAGAGCAAUGUUGCUGUCCUGAUUCAGAGACAUAAUUGUGCCAUGAGGCACUGACUUGACUCAUUUUCUUAUCAGUCUGUGUCAUUUUCUUCUUGUUACAGUUGUUUUGUACAAUAUUGUUCCAUUUUGAAUUUUUAACACAUUUCCAUUUAUUUAUUUUGAGAGUAGCCUUGAUAUGAUUUAUGAAUUUCAGAUUCCAAUAUAAAAUGAAUAUUUUGGUGAUCUAG
Messenger RNA from Acanthochromis polyacanthus (spiny chromis), 1922 nucleotides. It is a transcript of the gene tesmin, whose product is annotated as testis expressed metallothionein like protein. Lineage: Eukaryota; Metazoa; Chordata; Actinopteri; Pomacentridae. Bases 172 to 1425 code for a protein of 417 amino acids. Gene Ontology annotation, biological process: regulation of DNA-templated transcription. The record is from RefSeq and is a predicted model, not a curated record. The transcript has 13 exons. Gene Ontology annotation, cellular component: nucleus.